Arachis ipaensis is the source of this 4005-nucleotide messenger RNA. Its product is annotated as cation/H(+) antiporter 15-like. Gene Ontology annotation, biological process: regulation of pH; proton transmembrane transport. The record is from RefSeq and is a predicted model, not a curated record. NCBI's taxonomy places the organism in Eukaryota, Viridiplantae, Streptophyta, Magnoliopsida, Fabales, Fabaceae. Gene Ontology annotation, cellular component: endomembrane system; membrane. Gene Ontology annotation, molecular function: antiporter activity.
UAAAGAGAAAAGAAAAGAAAAAACCUUAUUUGCCUUCUACUAUUUAGGCCAAACUAAUUUAUAUUUUAUUGCAAUAGGCAGGUAUGUUGCUAAGUUCAAUAUUUCAAUUGGGAGGGAGUAAUAAGUUAUUUCAAGAUUUUCUCCCUAUACAGAUUCUAGUUGCUGUUUCAACCAUAGCACAAGUGGGUCUCAUCUUCUAUGUCUUCAUGGCUGGGCUUGAGAUGAACUUAGAUUUUGUUUUAAGAGCACCUAAGAAGCCCACAAUAAUUGCAAUUUGCAGCACUCUGAUUCCAAUGAUAUUGGGAACUGGAAUUUAUUCUUUGGUAAUAAUAGUGGACAAGAAAUUCUUAAAAAAUUAUGUUGAAACAUACGAGUAUAAUAGACCCCAAUGCUAUUUUAUAUGGUCUAUGGUUCUUAGUAUCACAGGGUUCCCUGUUCUUGCUAACAUUCUUGUGGACCUUAAACUUCUCUACACUAGGCUUGGAAAAUUGGCAUUAACAGUAGCAACACACAAUGACUUCUAUAACUGGAUUAUGUUUGCAUUGGUGUUUCCAUUUCUUGUUAAUGGUUAUAGAGCAAUUUUCUCAAUGCUAUGUGUCAUAGCUUUUAUUCUCUUAAGCCACUUUGUGUUACGCCCUUUGCUAGAGAAGAUAGUGGCCAAGAAACCAAACAAGCAUGACUGGACCAAUUACCAGUUGUCAUUUGUGAUCAUGGGGCUUUUCGCUUGCACGGGGCUUACCGACAUCCUCGGCGUGAAUCCCCUCGUCGGGGCGUUGAUUUACGGACUUGCCAUUCCACGAGGAAGCUUCACCGAGAUGUUGAUGGAGAGAUCGGAUGAUUUUGGAUCUAGAUACUUAGCACCCUUGUUCUUUUUCAGUGGUGGCUUGAGGUGCAAUAUAGUUAAGGUUUUGCAGACUGUAGAUUUGGGUUUUAUUGUUAUAGUGAUCUUGUCUAUCUUCACAAAGAUUGUUACAACAUUUGCAGUUACUCGCUAUUAUGGUAUGCCUUUCAGAGAGAGUUUGGCUUUUGGGUUGCUUAUGAACACCAAAGGCGUCUUGUCACUCAUAGUGCUCAACAUUGCAUGGGAUAAUAAGCUUAUAAGUGCGUACGCAUUCUCAAUCAUGACGCUUACUAUUCUGAUAAUGACUUUCAUGGUGUCUCCAAUAAUCAACGUCAUUUACAGGCCAAAAACGGCCUAUAGGAUGAACAUGCUAAGGACCAUACAAAACCUAGGGUUUCAAACAGAAGUUCGAAUCUUGGUUUGUGUGCACAAUCCUCGCCAUGCCAGCGGAAUGGUGAAUAUCCUAGAAGCCUUAAGUGGUAUCAGUGUCUCCUCUUUGCGAGUGACAGCAGUUCAACUCGUUGAGCUCAAAGGUCGUGUCACUAGCCUUGUCUCUGCUCAGCUCGAGCAUCAAAGCUCGCUCGGAUUCUCACAAUCACAAUCACAAUCACAAUCAUUUGAGGACAUGGAAACGAUAGCAAGUCAUAUCCAUUUCUUUGCACAAGUGCAUAGCGGCAACCAUGCUGAAACCAGCAUGAUCAUGUCACCUUUCGCGACAAUUAACCGUGACAUAUACAAUCUAGCAAUGGAGAAACAAGCAUCAUUGGUUCUCCUUCCUUUUCACAAGCACUGGAGCUCCGAAGGCAACUUAGAGGUAACUAAAGAGGUGUUUGGCGAGAUAAACCAGAAUGUGAUGAAAGAUGCGCCAUGCUCCGUGGGGCUCUUCGUUGAUCGCGGCCUUAAUUCAUUGUUGAAUGCCAAUUUGCACAUCAUCAUGUUAUUCAUUGGGGGUCCUGAUGAUCGCGAAGCCUUGGCUAUUGCGUGGAGGAUGGCAGGACACCAUAGGAUACAACUCAGUAUGGUGAGGAUUAUUUUGUGUGGCAAAGCUGCAAUGGAGGAUCAAAAAAAGGAAUCUGGCCAUGAGGAACUACUAUCAGCAGUGCUAGAUAAGAAUAAGGAACGAGAGUUGGAUGAUAGCUGUGUGAAUAAUUUUAGGAUUAUGGGAGUGAACAAUAAGGAUACAAUAAAGUAUGAAGAGAGAUAUGUGGAAAGUGAUGAUGAUAUCCCUAGAGUGGUUAAUGAAUUUGAUCAAAAGCGUUAUGAUUUAUAUGUUUUGGGACAAGGGAAAGGUAGGCACUCAAGGGUGUUGUCCGAAAUGUUGGAUUGGACUGAUUUCCCUGAACUAGGUGUUAUUGGGGACUUAGUGGCAUCAAAUAGCUUUGGUUCCUACUCUUCUGUGCUUGUUGUACAGCAAUAUGGGUAUGGGGGAAUGGAAUUUGGUAAAAAUUAUGAGAACAACCCUAAUUGUCAUCCUCAUAUUUGCAAACCACCUUCAAGGACAAGAUCAUUAAGUAGAAUGUUUUGAAGAAAGAAUAACAUCAAGUAUGUAUAGGUUCUGAAUUCUAAUUUGGAAGUGAGAGAGAUUGAAUUGUGUGGACUAAUUGCUUGUACUACUAAGCAUGUAUACAAACCAACCCAGUUUCUUGCUUACAUGCAUGACCAUACAAUUUUUAGAGCAAAAUCUAAGUAAAUACUGACUUACUAAUUGAUUUGUUUUUAUUGAAAUUUUAUUUCACUCCAAAUGAUUUGUGUUCAACAAUUACCAAAUGCACCUAAUAUAUUUAGAGCACGUUUAGGAGAUAACAGAAGCUAUUUUUUAUUUUUUUUACUUUUGAAUUAUUCCGAAAAAUUAAUUCACAGCUUUUUUAAGAAGUAGAAAUAUAUUACUUCUUCUCGAUGAGUCAUUAUAUCACUUCCGUAAAAAAUGUUCUCUGUUUCUACUCGAAAUACUGGCCUUCCACCACCAUUUUCACGUAAUGAUUCAUUUGCUGAAAAUAUUGACCCUCCGGUAUUUUUUUUUAUCAUUUUACCACUAUUUUUAUUAUUAAAUUUGUAUUUAAUAUUGUGUGUGGUAUAAAAUCUCAAUUUUAAUUUUAUUUUUUCACAUGUGAUUUUAUUUUUAUAUAGCUUGCUAUUAUUUUUAUAGUUAGUUAUAGCAAGUUCUUGAUCCCAAUAAAGGAGGAGGGAGUUCUAACAGGAGCGAAAAAAAAAAAACAGCAACAAAAUAUACAUUGACACAUAUUUUACAUUUGUUUUCAUUUUCACCUACCAUAUUAUACAGAAUAAAACAACAAAUACUAACUACACAAUAAUUUCUUUGACAUUGCCAUCAAGAUUAUUGUGAAUUAGAAUUUUGUUACUAUUCACCACAUAUAAGAACACCGUUAUGGGUGAGGUGAAGUAGAAAAACCAGUUUCUAGUACCGAAUGCUGAAAGCGCUAGAAAAAUGGAACUAAUAAGAGAACAAAUAAAAAAUCAAUUGCCUAAUCGAUUGUAAUCUUAGUGACUAGGUUAGGUAAAAUCAACAUUCAAUAUUGAAAAGUAUUUGUUAUCAUCGCUAUUUUAAUAUCUAUUUUCUUGUAUAAAAAAAUUGUAUUUUUUUAGUUAUUUAUCCAAACGCUACAACUUUAAAAUAAGUACUUCUAUAACUAAAUAUUCAAACACAAAAUAAUUUAUUUAUAAGCUGCUAUUAAUAAAAAUCCUUAGUAUAGUAGAAUACAUCAAUUAUUAUCCUAGACAUUUGCUAUAGUCUAGACUAGGCACACUACUAACAUUUGUUUCAGUUUUGACUGCAUACUUUUCCUAGCAUCGGUACUAUAGGUUAGAAUUUCAAUUUCAUAGCAUUGGAAACCAUAAAAUUAUAUACUCCAAAGAGCUAAAAACUAAGAGAGACAUGACUUCAAGACUAAUCAAAUAAACACAUAAUACAUACUAAAUAUGACUACUAGAAUUCUGCAUCACUGUAUAUAUAUACACUAAGAAUAUUCACGCAUGGAUUAAAUAGUGAAAUAUCUAAUACAUUGGAAUACAUCAUUCUCAUCCAAUAUAAAAAAGGUUUAACUAUAAAUUGACUAAACUAUGCAUUUAAUUAUGUAGCCGACCCUGCCUAAGUUAUGUUUGCGAGCUGGCAUUUUGGAGGGAUGGGAAGAGUAGGAAAAGAAGGG